Striga asiatica is the source of this 4264-nucleotide messenger RNA. The record is from the annotation of a GenBank genome assembly. NCBI's taxonomy places the organism in Eukaryota, Viridiplantae, Streptophyta, Magnoliopsida, Lamiales, Orobanchaceae.
AAAAUUCUGCCCUUUAAAAUGUCUUACGUCGCAUCCCUCAAAAACCCUCUUGCCCUUCCGCUUAAAACCUCAUUUUUUCUGGUCGCCUCUUUCAUGGUCUCUAUCGGCACAGGUGAUUUGUGAAGUAAUCAUGGUGCAAGAAAGCGACCAGAAGAAUAAGAAGAAAAAUGAUAGAAACGAGCAGGCUCACAAGUCUCACAGGAUUCGAAAAUCCGGCGCUUCAGCCAAGAAAAAAUCCAAGUCGAACCCGAAUUUGGAUGAAGAUCUUUCGAAAGAACAGAAAAAGCUUCACAAUCCUAAGGCAUUUGCAUUCACUUCAUCUGUGAAAGCCAAGCGUCUGCAAGCGAUAGCUACAGAGAAGGAGCAGAAAAGGCUCCAUGUCCCCACUAUUGAUCGGACUACAGGAGAACCUGCUCCUUUUGUUGUUGUGGUCCAGGGACCUCCACAGGUUGGGAAGUCGUUGCUGAUUAAGUCUCUAGUAAAGCAUUACACGAAGCACAAUUUGCCUGAAGUUUGCGGGCCAAUUACUAUAGUAUCAGGUAAGCAGAGACGACUUCAAUUUGUGGAGUGCCCAAAUGAUAUUAAUGGGAUGAUAGAUUGUGCUAAAUUUGCUGAUCUAGCCCUUCUCCUCAUUGACGGAAGCUAUGGCUUUGAAAUGGAAACCUUCGAGUUCCUUAACAUAUUGCAAAAUCAUGGUUUCCCUAGAGUAAUGGGCGUCCUUACACAUUUGGACAAAUUCAAGGAUGCAAAGAAACUUAAGAAAACAAAACAGCGUCUCAAGCACCGUUUCUGGACUGAGAUCUAUGCCGGUGCAAAGUUAUUUUAUUUAUCUGGCCUUAUUCAUGGAAAGUAUACCAAACGUGAAGUACAUAACCUGGCAAGGUUUAUUUCUGUCAUGAGAUUCCCUCCUUUAUCUUGGAGACUUUCACAUCCUUACAUCUUAGUAGAUCGGUUUGAAGAUGUUACUCCCCCAGAGAAAGUUCAAACGAACAAUAAAUGUGAUAGAACUGCUAUCUUGUAUGGUUAUUUGCGUGGCUGUAAUAUGAAGAAGGGAACAAAGGCACAUAUUGCUGGAGUGGGUGAUUUUUCUUUGACUGGAAUUACAGCUCUGCCUGAUCCUUGCCCUCUACCGUCAGCUGCCAAAAAGAAGGGUCUGCGAGAUAAGGAAAAGCUGUUCUAUGCACCUAUGUCAGGGUUGGGGGAUCUCCUUUAUGAUAAGGAUGCUGUCUAUAUAAAUAUAAAUGACCAUUUUGUGCAGUUUUCUAAAGAUGGAGCCAAUACUGAUGGAACAUCCAAAGGACAACAGCGUGAUGUUGGUAUUGAAUUGGUCAAGUCAUUACAGAACACGAAGUAUUCUGUUGACGAGAAGUUGGAACAGAGUUUCAUAUCGUUAUUUGGGAAGAGACCUGAGUCGUCGUCUCAAGCUCAAACUCGUUCAGUUGCUGCUGCUCAUGAAGAGGCUGAGCGGGGUGAACCUUUGGAGCCCAUAGAGCAGUAUCAAUAUGAGAUGAAAGAUGACGAUGAUGAAUCAAAUGAAGACAGUUCUGAUGAGGAAGAUUUCCAUUCAGCAGAACAAACUCGGAAGGACCAAAACAACUAUAAGGAACAGAUUGAUAUCCAUGAAGGAAGGGUGAGGAGGAAAACUGUUUUCGAAAACGAAAUAGAUGUUGAUAAUUCUGAGGGUUCAGAUGAAGAUCAAGGCAGUGAUUCAGAUGAAGAUCAGGGCAGUGAUUCAGAUGAAGAUGAAGAGGAUAAUGAAGAUGGGAGGAUGGGAAAUAUUUCCAAAUGGAAGGAAUCCUUGAAUGAAAUAACUGCCUCGAGACAGAACAUGAACCUUAUGCAACUUGUGUAUGGGAAACCUGAAUCAAAGUCUUCUAACCAGGUUGAAGACACUGGUGAAGAGGAAAGCGAGGAUGAUGAGUUCUUUAAGCCUAAAGGGGAAGGAAACAAGAAAUCAAAGGAAGAUAUAAACAGCUAUGACGUUGACACAGAUGACUGCUCGAAAUUUACAAGCACCGCGAGUCUGAGGGAUUGGAGGAAUGAAAAUUUAAUUGCAAGCAUACGUGAUCGCUUUGUCACUGGAGAUUGGUCAAAGGCAUCCUUGAGAAAUUGCCUCUCUGAAGGUACCCCUGGUGACAUUGAUGAUGGCGAUGAUGAUGCAGUCUUCGGUGAAUUCGAAGACUUGGAAACGGGUCAGAAGUAUGAAAGCCAGCAUGAUGAUGCUAGCAAGGCGGAUGAUUUGGCUGCUGAGGAGAGACGACUGAAAAAACUUGCUCUUCGUGCCAAAUUUGAUGCUCAAUAUCCUUUCUCUUACAAGUUCCCUGAUGAAGGUGAAGGUGGUGAUAAUGAUGCCAAGACUACUGGUGGUCAGAGCAGUGGAGGUGGAUUCGUUGAUAAAUUGAAGGAGGAAAUUGAACUUCGGAAACAAGUAAACAUUGCGGAACUUAAUGAACUCGAUGAAGCUACUCGUAUUGAAAUAGAAGGUUACAGAACUGGGACGUAUCUUAGAAUUGAAGUUCGUGAUGUGCCCUAUGAAAUGGUUGAAAAUUUUGACCCUUGUCAUCCAAUUCUGCUUGGUGGACUUGCUUUGGGAGAGGAAAAUGUUGGAUAUAUGCAGGCACGAUUGAAGCGCCAUAGAUGGCACAAGAAAGUAUUGAAGACUAGAGACCCUAUAAUCGUGUCUGUUGGAUGGAGACGUUAUCAGACUGUACCAAUAUAUGCCAUUGAGGAUCGCAAUGGCCGACAUCGUAUGCUAAAAUACACACCUGAGCAUAUGCAUUGUCUUGCUAUGUUUUGGGGUCCACUUGCUCCCCCUCAUACUGGGGUGGUCGCUGUUCAGAAUCUAUCAAAUAAUCAGGCUUCAUUUAGGAUUACAGCUACCGCUACAAUCCUGGAGUUCAACCAUGCUGCAAAAAUAAUGAAGAAGAUUAAACUAGUUGGACAUGCCUGUAAAAUCUUCAAGAAGACUGCUUUUAUUGAAGACAUGUUCACUUCAGAUCUUGAAGUAGCCAGGUUCGAAGGCGCAGCCAUACGAACAGUUAGUGGAAUACGUGGGCAAGUGAAGAAGGCUGCAAAGGAAGAGAUUGCUAACAAGUUUAAGAAGAAAGGCGGACAUGCUAAAGAAGGCAUUGCUAGAUGCACCUUCGAGGAUAAAAUUAAAAUGGGAGACAUCGUUUUUUUACGAGCCUGGUCCCAGGUUGAAGUUCCUCAGUUUUACAAUCCUCUGACAACUGCCUUGCAGCCCCGUGAUAAGACUUGGCAGGGAAUGAAAACAGUUGCCGAACUAAGGAAGGAACAAAACCUUCCAGUGCCAGUCAACAAGGAUUCUCUUUACAGACCUAUUGAAAGGAAGCCGAGGAAGUUCAAUCCUAUAGUUAUCCCGAAGUCUCUGCAGGAGGCUCUGCCAUUUGCAUCGAAACCCAAGGACAUACCUUCUAGAAAACGGCCGUCGCUUGAAAGUAAGAGAGCUGUGGUCAUGGAGCCACAUGACCGGAAAGUGCAUGCUAUGGUUCAACAUCUUCAACUUAUUAGAAAUGAAAAGAUGAAAAAGCGAAAACUCAAGGAAGCUGCAAAGAGGAAGGCACAAGAAGCGGAACGUGCAAAGGAGGAGCAAAUUUUGAAAAAGCGGCAGAGAGAUGAAAGGCGGGGAAGAUACAUUCAAGAGGAAAAACUGAAGAAGAAAAUGCGUCGAAAUUAACUGCAGAGUGGACAGCUUGUUGUGCCUCAGGCUCCAUGUGAUAUUUGCUUGGGAUAAUAUCAUAAUUGUAAGUCUCCUGCAUCAUAUGCCAUUGAGUGGAUUUAAUGCCACCAAGGGAAGAACACGCCUCAAAAAAAACUUAACACUUUUUCCUCAUGAGUGAAAUACUUACGGAUAAUGAGAUGCAUACAGUAAGUUUGUAGUUGUGGUAUCUUGGAAAAGUAGUUCUUUCUUUGUUCCUCAGAAAUCUACACACUAUAAAUUUUGAUUUUAUUAUUUUUUUAUUUUGGGGAAAGUGUGUCUAUCUGGUUUCAGUUACAUUUGGGUUUUUAUUAGUUUAUAUGUUCUGUCAAGGUCAGUAAGAAAGCAAGGGAAAUAAACAUUUCAUACGUUGUAUCAGUAAAGAAUGCUAGUAUGGUACGCAACACGACCGGAUGAAAGCUACAGUUACUAUGAAUACAUUUGUAUUAGAUGUAAAAGGGGGUUGAAAAAAAUGCAACUCAUGUAAUAAAGAUUCUCGCAACAAAUAAACUGAAUAUUUGACCGAGUAAAAAUAAUGUUGGCUGA